GAAAAGAAAAAACAACUCUGGAAGGGGAGGUGGGGGGGGGGAGGGAAGAAAAAGUCCUGAACUUGCUGUCUUAAUGUUCAGCCCAAUUAAUUGAGCUCUAAAAGAGCCACCUCAUGUGUCAUGCAUACAUUAGAGCCUCUGAUGAAUUUGUCUUUGGGGACUCUGGGGCUGCUCUACCCAGUGUCAUCACAAAUUACCAGGAGAAAUUGCUUCCAGCUCACAAUCACAUCUGCUUUUGGCAAGAACUAAUGCACCAAGACUUCAAGUUCCAAGCCUCUGUUCAGAUUUUAAUUGCAAUUGAUCAGGUUUAUAUUAUUGUUCCUCAAGAGACUGCAUACAGCCAGAACUGGGCUUGCUCUUUCCUUUAGAGCAGGGUGUGCGAUUGUUUGGUAUUUUGAUGGAAGUACUUUUCUGAUGGCAGAAUAUAGUUUCUCUGGGUUCAUCAGGACGGGAUGCUUCAAGAUUUAAGCGCAAGUGUCUUCUUCCCACCUUGCUCACAACACAGAACAUUAGCUCAGGUACCUGACAACGAUGAGCAGUUUGUGCCAGACUACCAGGCUGAAAGUCUGGCUUUUCAUGGUCUCCCAGUGAAAAUCAAGAAGGAACCCCACAGUCCAUGUUCUGAGCUCGGCUCUGCUUGCAGUCAAGAACAGCCAUUCAAGUUCAGUUAUGGGGAAAAGUGCCUGUACAAUGUCAGUGCCUAUGAUCAGAAGCCACGAGUGGGAAUGAGGCCCUCCAACCCUCCUACUCCGUCUAGCACUCCGGUUUCACCACUGCAUCAUGUGUCCCCAAACUCGGCUCAGAAUCCUAAACCUGACCGGAUUUUUCCUGCCCAUCUGCCUCCAGCUCAGCCCAUUCCGGAUAACAGCUUCCCUAUGGAUCACAGAUUUCGUCGUCAGCUUUCGGAACCUUGCAAUUCGUUCCCUCCUUUGCCUGCAAUGCCAAGGGAAGGACGGCCAAUGUACCAACGACAGAUGUCUGAGCCAAACAUCCCUUUUCCACCACAAGGGUUUAAGCAGGAGUACCAUGAUCCAGUAUAUGAACACAAUGAUAUGAGUGGUGGUUCAGCCAAUCAAAACUUUCCCCCUCCUCUGAUGAUUAAACAAGAACCUAGAGAUUUUGCGUAUGACUCAGAAGUGCCUAGCUGCCAUUCCAUUUACAUGAGGCAAGAAGGCUUCCUGGCUCACCAAAAUAGGACAGAAGUUAAGUUUGUGUGCUGUAUGUAUGAAAAAGGACCGAGGCAGUUUUAUGAUGAUACGUGUGUUGUUCCGGAAAAGUUUGAUGGAGAUAUUAAACAGGAACCAGGAAUGUUCCGUGAUGGUCCAACAUAUCAGCGGCGGGGCUCCCUCCAGCUGUGGCAGUUUUUGGUAGCUCUUCUUGAUGAUCCAUCAAACUCUCACUUCAUUGCCUGGACUGGCCGAGGCAUGGAAUUCAAGCUCAUUGAACCUGAAGAGGUGGCACGUCGCUGGGGGAUUCAGAAAAACAGGCCAGCUAUGAAUUACGAUAAACUUAGCCGUUCACUUCGCUAUUACUAUGAAAAGGGUAUCAUGCAAAAGGUCGCUGGAGAGAGAUAUGUAUACAAGUUUGUUUGUGACCCAGAAGCCCUCUUCUCCAUGGCCUUUCCAGACAACCAGCGCCCCUUACUGAAGACUGACAUGGAGCGCCAUAUCAACGAAGAGGACACUGUGCCUCUGUCCCAUUUUGACGAGAGCAUGGUCUACAUGCAAGAGGGAGGCUGCUGUAAUACUCACCCUUAUAAUGAAGGAUAUGUGUAUUAACUGAAGUGACACUAAAGACACCCCCGUCACACACAUACACACACACCCUUCGAGCUUCUCCUCUUUCAUGAGACCAGGAGGAAAGCUAAAUCCCCUAUAGUUGGUUUUGUAAAAAAAGAAAAUAAACACAAAAAUUAAAAAGAAAGUACAGUAGUACUAUAAAGGGGCUUUUCCUGUUGCAUUACUCCUAUGGUCUGCCAUGGACAGUGCACUUUAUCUGAAUGGGGAAGAUUGGGAUUUAACAAUUUAUUCUGUGUAACAGGAGGGAAAGGGUGGGUCUGGGAUUUUUGGGUUUUUGCCUUUUUUCUCAUUGGGAAGGGAACAUACAGGUUUUAAGUACAAUGAAGCUGUAUCAUGUCUGGGUUUGUUUCAUAUGGCUUAAAAAUAUUGUACAUGCUCUCUGGAUAUCCAUAGUACAGUUAAUUCUAGAUAUGUUAAAUAACCAUUUGUAAGCUAUUGGGAGAAUUAUCUGUCAUGGACACUUUUUUUUUCUUUUGGUACACUAUAUUCCUUGUUUUAGAAGGAUAACCAAUGAUGUUGAAGGAUUCUAUAGAAGCUAGCACCUCAGAGCCUUUCUGUUCGUUUGCUUCUUUUGAGUAGCCUUCUUAAUUUUUAUUUGCCCUUACUUGGUUCUUUUGGGUGUCUAUAUGUGUUUAUGCUGCCUUGUGUUCUUUAAUGAGUCAUUAAGGAAGGCAUUCAACCGUUGACUGAAGAGCACAAUUCGUGACUUAAAACUGCAAAUUGCAGAAUUAUAGCUUAGCUUCUUGUAUCUGGUGCCAUCUUGCUAUGCAAGUACAGCACAUCUGAUCUUUUUAGACCUUUCAAGAUCUAUCUGAGUGUAGUAAUUACAUGUGCUGGACCAUUAUGGACAUCAUCUCAACAUUAAAUAUAGCAUUGUGAUCACAGAAGAGAAGACUUAAUAGGAUCCAUCCAUUUACCUUGAUACAUAAGUUAUUUAAUCAAUAGGAAUUAACUGUACUAGGUCACAUAUCUCAUUAUGCUGUUUAGACCACAGCAAGCACUCCUUGAGCAAAAUAUCCAAUACUCUAAAUAGGUACUUUAGUAAUUUUUAGACAUGGUACCCAUUAAUAUGCAUUUAAGCCUUUUACUGCUGUGUUAUGUUGAAAACAUAUAUACAUACUUAGAUAAUGCUAAUGCUUCUGCUGCUGUCUUUUUUCUGUAAUAUUCUCUUUGCUGAAUUUACUAUGCCCAUUUAUAAGCAAUGCUGUAACUACAGAUAGCAUUUCAGGACAAAAUAGAUGACUUGAACCAUUUAUUGCUUAGAAACAAAAUAGCUUAUGCCACAGCUGUGCUAUAAGCAGCUUUUAUGCGCAUUGAGAAAUGAACGGUAAGCUUCAGCUUGCUAAGAGGAGCUCUGUGGAAUCUUUUACAACUUUCAGUGGAGCAGAGACUUAUAUGAACCGUCAAAGAAUACAAUGAAGUUGCUGUAUGAUGUUGUAGUGCUGGCACUGAUGCUAUCAAUCAACUUUGUUUUAGACACUAAAUGUAAAUGUGAUCAGAUAUGGUUGGAAGAAAAUUUACAGGGGUCUGUUUGAUUUUUAAUGGUUUUUAUUUUUUUAAUUUUGAGAAGGGUAAUGUUGAAAACAAGACACACACCUUAUUCUACAUAUAUAAAAAAUAAAAGAGAAAAAAUGUUUUAAAUAUUUAUGAGCACCUUUUCUGAAACAUUGAGUUUCUUAGUCUGAAAAGGAAAGGGAAAAAAAUGAGGCUUGAGCUGUCCAGUGGUUAUUUUAAAAAGUGACUCAUAACUGUCUCCCCACUCCUACUCCAUUCCCACAUUUGUUCCCCAGUGCUAACUACUCUGGAAGAUGGGGGUAGGGAGUCAACUCCAUAAUCAUUAGACAGCAAAAUGAUGUUUCAUUGUAAAUGACUUGAUAUCAAAGAUGCCUUGAGGUGGUGAUUUACUUUGCACUCAGUGUCAGUCAAGAAAUCAGUAAAGCUAUAAAUGAUUUAUUAUGCAAUUCAUUUCAAACUAACAAAUGUUAGCCACUACAAACCACAGCUGUUGGAAAAAGCACACUGGGUAUGCAUUCUAAAACACCUAGAAGCAGAAAACAAACCUAUUAUGUGCACGCAUAUAAAUCCAGGGCAUGCUAUACCCCUCCACAGGCCCAAACGCAAAGACUUUCAUCUGAUUCCUAUACUCGUUUCACUGGUAUUGUGAUUGGCUGAUAUUGGGAACAAAAGACUAAUUCAAUUGGUAUAUACUAGUGGCUUUCUGAGUGUGUUCCAGAAAACUGUAGGGCUGCUUAGAAGCUUGCCAUGGGAUUGUCAAUGGGAAAUCAGUAAAAAAUGGUGACAUUUCCUUCAAGAAGACUUCAAAAAUCUUUGCAGUGCACGGCCACAACGUUCUCCUGUGCACACUCCAUUUUGCAUAGAGUGACUUCGAGGCUUGGUGUGUGAAUAGAAAGCACUGCCUGGAAAUUCCCUAUAGCCCACAGGGUUCUCAACAGUCAUUUUAAUGUGAAAGAGUUCCCUGAAGGCAAAAAAAUGUGAAAAACUCCAAGCUGAAAGGGGAGAAGAGCAUGAACACACACAUGAAGCUACCUUAUACUGAAUCAGACCUUUUGAUCAAUAUUGUCUACUCAGAUUGGCAAUGGCUCUCCAGGGUUUCAGGCAGAGGUCCUUCACACCACCUGCUGCCUGGUCAUUUUAGCUUGAGAUGCUGGGAUUGAACCUGGGACCUUCUGCUUGCCAAACCAAUGAAGUAUUGCCCCUCCCUAACCAUGGAGAGAGUCCUGAUCCACUUCACUGUUCUUUUCAUUAAAAUGGAUCUCAAAUGAGGGCCCCCACUUUAAUGGAAAUUUUGGUGACAGCUUUUGAUUUUGUCAACAUCAGGGCAGAGUGUUUCUUGUCCAGAACAGAUGUAUAUUUGAUUAAUUGUGUUGAGUGACUUGGUGGUGGGGAGGCUAACAUUGGUUCAAAUGUCUAAUGUUUUAUAUAUACAUAUAUAUAUUGUAUAAGGUAGUGAUUCACUGAACAAAAAUAAACAAUUCACCCACUAUUGAAUGAAUUCCCGGGAAAAAGUCAUAAAAAUUGUUUUAUGAAAUUGAUUAGCCCUUUUGAAACUGUAUGUUAAAGAGUUUAUUUCAAGUUCUGUUUUUAUUCCACAUUUUCCCAGGUAGAUUAAUAAAUCUGGCAGCUGAUUUCUGAAA
Sphaerodactylus townsendi is the source of this 4954-nucleotide messenger RNA. It is a transcript of the gene ETV1, whose product is annotated as ETS variant transcription factor 1. The transcript is spliced from 10 exons. The record is from RefSeq and is a predicted model, not a curated record. Lineage: Eukaryota; Metazoa; Chordata; Lepidosauria; Squamata; Sphaerodactylidae. Gene Ontology annotation, molecular function: DNA-binding transcription factor activity, RNA polymerase II-specific; sequence-specific DNA binding. Gene Ontology annotation, biological process: regulation of transcription by RNA polymerase II; cell differentiation. The coding region runs from base 453 to 1778 and encodes 441 amino acids. Gene Ontology annotation, cellular component: nucleus.